AUGUCUAAAUCUCCAUUGUUCUCACUUUCAAAUUUACCAUCAUCUUUUUUAAACUUCCUUAAAUUAAGCGAAAUAGACCCUGCAGUAUAUACAAUUCAAAAUUUGCCAAGAUAUAUUCGAAUAAAUUCAUAUCAAUAUAAUGAUGAAAAUUCACAAUUACAAAUUUGUAAAGAAUUAGAAGAACAAAUUGGAACCAAAAUAUGGCCUGUAAAAGGAAUCGAUGGGUUUUUUGGAUUAGAUGGGAAUUGUAGGAUUGUUGAUUGUAAAGCAUAUAAAGAAGGAAAAAUAUUUGGUAUAGAUCUAAGUUCAGGGAUCGCUGUUUACGCACUUGAUAUUCGUCCAAAUGAUCAUAUUCUAGAUUUAUGUUGUGCUCCAGGUGCAAAGUUAUGCAUGAUAUCUGAUAUCUUGGGCACAAAGGGGAGUGGUACAAUCACGGGUGUAGAUAUUUCACGUGAUCGUGCAUCAACGUGUCGAAGUUUAUUAAAAAAAUACAAAAUAAGUCGAGCUAGAUUGUUUGUCGCAGAUGGUACAACUUUUAAUGUAACCGCGCCAACCUUCUUUGAACAUAUUAUGCAAAUGAUUAGUAAAGAAGGGCAACGGAAGUUAGGAGAGUACUAUACAUCAACAUCAGAAGAAAUGGCAAAAGUAAGGAAUCAAGAAAAACUUGAUAAUGAACAAAAUGAUAAAAGUCAAUUAGUUAAACCAUUUUGGGCACCAAAAAUACUGAGAAAUGAUCCACAAAUAAGUACAUUAAGUCAAUUGUAUGAUAAGGUAAUUGUAGAUGCAGAAUGUACUCAUGAUGGAUCCAUCGUGCAUAUUCUUAAAUACAAUAAAUACGGAUGGGAUAAAUUUGAGAAGAGUUUUCUAAAUUCUGAUCGAAUAAAUAAUCUCUGGGAUCUUCAACGAAAUCUUUUAAAAAAUGGAUGGACAUUGUUAAAGCCUGGUGGAAUUCUUGUAUAUAGCACAUGCAGUCUUUCCCAUAAACAAAAUGAAGAUGUUAUCGGAUGGUUUCUUUCUCAUUAUCCUAAUUCCAAGUUAGAACCGAUCCCAAACAUAAAUAACAUGACGGUAGCACCUUUAAAAAAGAGUAGAUACAUUGAUAUUGACAUAUCAAAUGCUGUUAGAUUUGAUCCGAUUUAUUCUAACACUUCAGGUUUCUUUGUAGCUAGAAUUAGAAAAAAAUUACCGCAUGAUAAUUAA
Dentiscutata erythropus is the source of this 1200-nucleotide messenger RNA. The record is from the annotation of a GenBank genome assembly. NCBI's taxonomy places the organism in Eukaryota, Fungi, Glomeromycota, Glomeromycetes, Diversisporales, Gigasporaceae.